AUGUCUGACUUUGAUUCUAUAACUGCAUUGCUUAAAAAAUAUGAUCAAGAACAUAUUAUUAAAUUUUGGAACAGACUCAGUGAAAAAGAAAAAGAAUUUCUGUUAGAAGAUAUUCGUGAACUGAACAUUCCUGAAGUGGUUGGAAUGUUUAAAAAAACUGUAGAAACUAUGAAUGCCAAUCAUCAAAAAUUGGAUAAUAGAAUGAAUCCUAUACCCGCUGAACUAUACGGUGCUGUGAACCGUAGCCCAAAAGAACUUUUGAUUAAAUAUGAGCAAAUUGGACUAGAGCAGAUAUCUCAAGGUAAAGUUGGAGUCUUGUUAAUGGCUGGAGGGCAAGGUACAAGGCUUGGAGUUAACUACCCUAAAGGUAUGUAUGACAUCGGUUUACCUUCUCAUAAAUCAUUAUACCGUAUACAAGGGGAACGUAUUCGCUGCCUGAUUAGGCUAGCAAAUAAAGAUUUUGGAAGCAGUAAAGGUUUACCUUGGUUUAUAAUGACUAGUGAACACACUAUGGAACCUACUCGUAAAUACUUCAAGGAAAAUAAUUAUUUUGGCCUAGAUGAAAAACAAAUUUAUUUUUUUGAUCAAUAUAUGUUGCCAGCAUUUACAUUUGAUGGGAAAAUCAUUAUGGAAGGCUUAAAUAAAAUAUCUAAAUCUCCAGAUGGUAACGGUGGUAUAUAUAAAGCUUUACGUGAUCGUAACAUAUUGGAUGAGAUUAAAAGGCUAGGUGUUCAAUACCUCCAUGCUCAUAGUGUAGAUAAUAUAUUAGUUAAAGUAGCAGAUCCAAUAUUUAUUGGGUACUGCAUAACAAAGAAUGCUGAAUGUGGGGCAAAAGUCGUUGAAAAAGCAUAUCCUUCUGAGCCACUAGGUGUUGUAUGUGAAGUUGAUGGAAAAUUUCAAGUUGUUGAAUAUAGUGAAAUCACUGAAACCACAGCUGAAAAAAGAAAUCCUGAUGGUCGUUUAACCUUUAGUGCUGGUAAUAUUUGCAACCAUUUUUUUACAACUGAUUUUUUAAACAGUGUUGCACAUAAAUAUAAUAGUAAAUUAAAACUGCAUGUGGCUAAAAAAAAAAUAUCUUUUGUGAAUGAUGAUGGCAUCGUAUGCAAACCAGAAGAACCAAAUGGUAUCAAAAUGGAGAAAUUUAUAUUUGAUGUAUUUGAAUUUUGCAAUCGUCUUGCUGUUUGGGAAGUAGAAAGAGACGAAGAAUUUAGUGCUUUGAAGAAUGCAGAUGUGCCCAAUGGUAAAGAUAACCCUAAAACUUCUCGCUUAGAUGUCUUUUCACUUCAUAGAAAAUUUGUUGAAAAAUCUGGAGGACAAUUUACAACAGAAAACAUUGAAUGUGAGAUUUCACCUCUAUUAUCUUACGCUGGUGAAGGUCUUACGCACUUGGUUGAUGGUAGAAUUUUCAAUUCUUUACUGGAAUUAAAAUCUGCCGAAGAAAUAUCUACAAAUAGUUCUAAUGUAAAUUAA
Macrosiphum euphorbiae (potato aphid) is the source of this 1470-nucleotide messenger RNA. The record is from the annotation of a GenBank genome assembly. NCBI's taxonomy places the organism in Eukaryota, Metazoa, Arthropoda, Insecta, Hemiptera, Aphididae.